ACAAAGUUCGCGAAUCGAGGGCGCGAGUCAAGCUGAUAGGGAGAUCAUAUAAAAGGUGCCCUCGUCUGAUAUUUUAGGUUAUUGCCGAGGCAGAAAUACAAUCAACAUGAAGUUCUACGCGAUUUUCUUCGCCAUCUUCGCCUUUAUGGCCGUCUUUGUUACUGCUGAUGAAAACUGCGAUACCAAGUGCAAGUGCACUCGCGAGAUUGCUCAAGUGUUCUGCGCUAAGGACAGUAACUCGCAGAACAAGCUGCCCUUCAACAAUCAGUGCGUGAUGAACUGCCACAACUGCCAGAGGGGAACCCAUUUCACUUUCCUGCAUGAAGGCGGCUGCCACUAAUUCAAAUAUUUCUCCAGAAGAACGGCAAGAAUACAAAAGUGAUACAAAAUGUGAUGUAGAUAAAUGUUAAAAUGAUUAAAAAAAGAAUUAAUUUUACAAA
Neocloeon triangulifer is the source of this 440-nucleotide messenger RNA. RefSeq names its product Kazal peptide Pr13a-like. Bases 107 to 340 code for a protein of 77 amino acids. The record is from RefSeq and is a predicted model, not a curated record. Lineage: Eukaryota; Metazoa; Arthropoda; Insecta; Ephemeroptera; Baetidae. The transcript is spliced from 3 exons. Gene Ontology annotation, molecular function: protein binding.